Molecule: messenger RNA, 1189 nt
Organism: Anguilla rostrata (American eel)
Lineage: Eukaryota; Metazoa; Chordata; Actinopteri; Anguilliformes; Anguillidae
Exons: 2
Coding region: 208-786 (192 amino acids)
Biological process (GO): protein dephosphorylation
Cellular component (GO): cytoplasm
Molecular function (GO): MAP kinase tyrosine/serine/threonine phosphatase activity
Source: RefSeq, a predicted model, not a curated record
GGUGUUUUUAAAAAACUGUCCAUUUGUUGGUCAAUUUUUUAAAAACUGGAACGUUAAAACUUUACUAUAUUUGCCUACAUGGAAACAUACCGGCAAAAUACCGCCUAUAAAUCGAUUAGUGUUUGUAAAAUACGUAUCGCUAACCAGAAUGACUUGAAUGACGAGCUACCCCAUUGCAAGUAUAGCUAACGCCAGCUAGCUAACUGAAUGAACGCUGACAACGUUCCCGAUGUCAACGAUGCCCCUCGCCUCCAAAUCACGCCAAGGCUUGCUGGCUUGGGGAAAAUCACCGAACAUCUCUACCUCAGCAGUGGAAAGGCUGCGAACGAUAGCUCAAUGGUCUGCGCGUUUAAAAUCACCUGCAUCAUUAACGCCACCGAGAACGUCACGAACAUUCCGAUCCCGGCGGUGGAGUACGUCAGGGUGCCGGUGGCCGACUCGCCCUUGUCCCAGCUGAGCGAUCAUUUCGACGGUGUGGCGGACAAAAUUCACCGGGUUCACGAGCAGCAGGGACGGGUCCUGGUCCACUGCAACGCCGGCAUUAGCCGCUCCGCCACGCUCUGCCUGGCGUACCUCAUGAAGCACCGCAGCAUGACGCUGGCGGAUGCUCACGACUGGGUCAGAUCACGCCGGCCCAUCAUCAGACCUAACAGUGGGUUCUGGAAACAGCUCAUUGACUACGAGUACAAACUUCACGGAUCUGGCACUGUGCGAAUGAUAUCGUCCCCCGUAGGAGAGAUUCCGGAUGUAUAUGAAAAAGAAACAAGAAAUUUGAUUCCAUGUUAAAAAGGCAGCCUACUUUUGCUAAUACACCCCCCCCCCCUAAUACCAAUAUGCAGCAAGAGUGAAUCAUCUGUAUAUACAGGUGGCCUAUAUGGAAAAUUGUCCAUCUAAAUUGACAUUUUCCUAAAUGGAAUCUCAUGUAAUUCCCUGAUUGCUUCAUACAUUGUUGUGAUUGGUUAGACUGUUUCACAUGGCAUUCCUGUAAACAUUCGCCAGAUGGAAAAAAAAACCUUCCAUGUCAUAUGUCCUGUAGAAUUUUUUUUAACUGAUUAUUUUGUGUUAUUUUGAUAUUCCACGUUUUAAUACAUACUGAUAGCAGAACUUUAAUUCUAAAAUGUUCUUAUCACCUUGUAUAACUUAUUUUUUUUUAAAUAUUGAUACAAUAAAGUUUGUUUGUUUCCCUUUA